AUGGCGCACGCACGCGAACAGCCAAGCCUCGCUAGCUCGGAUACCGACCAAGGAAGCACUCAAGCCGAGGACGUUGAUGCGAUGAAACGUAUGGAGCGGAUGAUGCAGGAGAUCGCGUCCCUCCGUCGGGAUGUCGAUAGACACGGUUCCGAGAUGGCAUCGUUGCGUUGGGAUUUGAAUACCAACAAGGCCAGGAACAAGAAUUUGCAGUCGCAGCUACGUAACAUUUUCGUGGUAACGAAUUCGCAGAAACUGGCCCCAAUGUACAAUAUCUUCACCGGUCUCGAGAUUGCCGGUUGUCCCGAGAACUUGCUGGAUUUGGAGGAAUGCAGCGAUUUAAAAGCCAGCAGGAUGUUGCGAGAGCUGGGGGAGCCUGCUCCAGAUGGGCUAGAGGAGAAGAGGAAGCGUUUAAUUUCCGCGUUUGGGGUUCAGUUUAGACUGCUUUGA
This is a messenger RNA of Ustilaginoidea virens, 447 nucleotides long. RefSeq lists its product as uncharacterized. The record is from RefSeq and is a predicted model, not a curated record. The transcript is spliced from 3 exons. NCBI's taxonomy places the organism in Eukaryota, Fungi, Ascomycota, Sordariomycetes, Hypocreales, Clavicipitaceae. Bases 1 to 447 code for a protein of 148 amino acids.